UCGCCGUGCGAUGGACGCGAUUCCCAACAUCGCGGUAGCAGACGGCUGUUGAGGUUGGGGUGAGCGUUCGUUACCUGUGUGUAUGUGUGUACGGAGCACCUGCCUUCUGUCUUUCAGUGCGCGGCGUGUUCUGAUGUGCGGCACACACAAAAAAUGAAGCGUUACACUAGAGACACCAAGUAACAAAGUUGACGGGGGCAGCGUUACUUCUGACAACGCCGAACAUGCUUCGUCUGCGAAGGAUUGGAUUGCUUCUGAUGGUCACCUGGAUAAUGUUGUGUUUGAGGACAGGUCACUGCUACACACGUACGACACAAGGACGGAAAGCCUCAAGCUGGCGACGAUCAAUUCAACCAGUCGCCAUGCAGCCUAUGCCUUUUGAACCGGCUUCGGAAUCUGACCAGGAAGCGGGACAGGAUCACGAAGGCAAUGAAGUUGUUCACACCCAAGAUUCAUCCACUGACGGUAUUUCCACGGAUAAAGCAGGCAGACACGCAACAGAUGCACCAGAAAAGACAGCGAAAAGUAAACUGUACGUGAAGCGCCCGUUAACCAACAUCACGAAAGACAGCGGCGAAAGCGUUCGACUCCGCUGUGAAGUGGCGGGGGCACCCGCCGGGACAAAGGUCCUCUUCCGAUGGUUCAAGAACGAGGCCCCCGUCGAGGAAGAUCGAGGCCGAGUAGAGGUGCGCGGAGUCAGCAUUCCGGGUCCGGGCGGCGCUCACGGUUCCAGACUGAGGAUCGUCAACCUAGACGUGCACGACACCGGGUUUUACCGCUGCGAGGCCAGCGAUGGGCAGAACAGCGUGGAGACCACGGCCAUCCUCAGGGUCUCAGCGGGGCUGCUCCACCAUGCUCCGGCACAGAUCCCACAGUUUCCCCCAGUUUUUCCCCAUUUUCCUGGACUGAGUGGAAGUCAGCCCAGCACGGGCAUCAUUGAACCACCAGCCAUACCGGCAGGGGGAUCGUGCCAAAUCUACCAGGGUGUCACCUGCGGCCAGUACUUGGGCAACCGCAGCGUGUACGUCCGGCCUCCGCCAGACAAUCUGGCCACCAUGGAAGCCAAGGUGGCCGCAGCGUUUACCGUCGUCGCCACGUCCCACGACAUGUCUGCCCAGUGCCACAAAUACGCCAUUCCUUCGCUCUGCUUUUUCGUCUUUCCGCCCUGCGAGCCGGGGGAAAGCGAACCCGUACCACGCUCGGUUUGCCGAGACGAGUGUGAACUGCUGGAGCACAGUGUUUGCCGCAUGGAAUACAGCAUAGCUAAACGACACCCGCUCAUUGGCCAGCAAAAUCUGUUGCCAGUCUGCGAGAAACUCGCUCCCGUGGGGUCACCGGAGAGCGCAUCCUGCCUGCGGCUUGGAGUGGCUCCUAAAGAAGUGGAGAACGUCAGAACAGAGGAAAGUUGCUACAUGGACAACGGCGAAGACUACAGGGGCACAGUGUCCGAAACCAUCUCUGGACUUCCGUGUCAGCCAUGGACACACCAGAUCCUUUUCUCGCGAAUCGCCGAAUAUCCAGAAAUUGUGGGCGGACACAAUUACUGCAGGAAUCCUGGUGGGAAAGAGGCCCAACCCUGGUGCUAUACGUCCGGCCCCUAUGUCACAAAAGAAAUGUGUAGCGUUCCAAAAUGUGUGGACUACCUCUGGCUCUACAUCCUGCUUGCCAGCAUUGCCAUGAUAGGACUGGUAGGGCUACUCUUGGGCGUCGUCUGCUUUCGUCGCCGUGGGAAACCACCCCUUCCAGCCCCGAACAAGACUCCAGGAAAGACUGCAGGAAUCCGCGCCCCACAGCAGAUGGAAAUGGGCAGACUCCUGCCACGGCCAGUGCGUGCACCCGAAGUGUCCGCGUCCAGGAUUCGUUUCCUGCAAGAGCUUGGGGAAGGAGCCUUUGGCAAAGUCUACCGCGGGGAGCUUCUUGCGGUCGCGCCGCCCAAGGGGGCCCGAGACAACGGCCGCAUCAACCUCAACGGCACACCAUCCAUCGCUGUCGCAAUAAAGACCCUGAAGGAGAACGCGACGAUCAAGACCCAGCAGGACUUCCAGCGCGAAGCCGAACUCAUGGGUGAUCUUCAACAUCCCAACAUUGUCUGCUUGCUCGGCGUCUGCACAAAGGAAGAACCCAUGUGCAUGCUCUUUGAGUACAUGCCACACGGAGAUCUCCACGAGUUUCUGGUGAGCCACUCUCCGCGCUGCGACGCGGUCCCUACGGACAACGCGGUGCAGGCACUCGAACUUGCGGACUUCCUCCACGUGUCACGGCAGGUCGCUGCAGGUAUGGAGUACCUCGCUGCCCACCAUUACGUCCACAGGGAUCUCGCUGCUCGCAACUGCCUCGUCGGCGACUCGCUCACGGUGAAGAUAUCGGACUUUGGCCUGUCCCGUGACGUCUAUUCUUCGGACUACUACAGGGUGCAGUCCAAGUCCCUGCUGCCCGUUCGAUGGAUGCCACCAGAGUCGAUCCUCUAUGGCCGCUUCACGACAGAGAGCGACGUGUGGUCGUUUGGAGUCCUGCUUUGGGAAGUCUUCAGUUAUGGGCUUCAGCCAUAUUACGGCUAUGCCAACCAAGAAGUCAUUGAUCUCGUACGAGCUAGGCAGUUGCUUCCAUGCCCCGAAGACUGUCCUCCGCAUCUAUACGCCAUGAUGGUGGAAUGCUGGCACGAAGUUCCGCAGAGGAGGCCAACGUUCAGAGAGCUGCACGCCAGGCUAUGCUCUUGGCAAGCUAUGCACGCUCGCAGUGCUAGCCUGAGCACGCAUGGCAGCAAUCACACUGGAUCGACGGCUGUGAGCCACAAAGGAGGCAGCCCGCUAUUAGGGGCAGGCGAGCGUCCGCACACACCUCAGGGAAGGAACAUGGGGCACCCGCCGCACUUCGGUCCCCCGUACAACCUCCUUGACGGAAAAGUGUCGAAAGUCUGACGCCAGCCUCCGUGCAGCUUGUAUUUUCUCUGAUGCAACGGCUGCUCUCAUGUGGUGGUGCUUACUCGACAUCGAGUUCCAACGUUCGGACACUCUCUCCCUCGUACAGGGAAGAACUUGGAAAAGGGUCGGACUACAGCUUACACAAUACUCUGGACUUGAAUCAUCCACACGUGUGGUUGAGCGCACGACUGCCGCCGGCAGUCGAGGACAGUGUGUCUCGAUACAUCAACGUUGCAAUAACGAAAAAGUCUGUUCCUAUGUUUUGCAUGGCUGGACAAGAGAUAACUUCAACGGAGACCCACGUGUGCUGUGCUGGCAAUGAGCGCAUUGGGCGUGCAACUCUUUUAUCUCGGCAUUUUAAAGGACCAGGAAUGUGCCGCUCGCAAUGAGCGUGUAUGCUUGUCGUAAAUAUUGAGCGCUACUUGCAACCUUGCUAUGCGACGUGAAAAAGAACGCACAGUUUGCAAGGUAUUGACUGCCUGCAAAACCAUGACUGUUCAUUAGUGACUUGCCUUGUUGGAAAAGAACAUUUGUUAAAUGGUUGGGGAUCGAUUGUACGAUGGUUGCAGAAAAGUGUAGCAUAGGUACAAGCAGUGCUCAGAUAAUAUAUCCUUUUGUUUCCCAAUUUAUGUACAUUGUGAAGCAUGUUACAAGGCCAUGUCAUCGCAGACAGUCAACGAAUCGUAAACUGUUUGCUUCACAAUGUGCCCAAAUUAUAUAGUUAGGAUCUGACUUUUUCGGGUUAAAUGCCCUUCCGGGUUUUGGAGGGGCGAGGAAUCGGGUGCUAUUUUUAAAGCUGUAGAUCGGGGUGAAAUCGGGUGCGACUGCUAGAUUCAAGCAUUGUUAGGUUAUCACUUUCUGCUUUCUGUCAACAUCACCUAGACAGAGAAAGCCUGCACAUUGCCUCCUCUCCCUCUUUCAAUUAAGAGUCAGAACUCGUCUGCUACCGCGAUUCAGUUUUGCGAAUUCAAGAACCCGCAAAUGAUCGCAGCUGACCUGGAACCUGCAGACCUAAAUAUUUAGACAAAAAGUGCAAAACGCGUUCAGAAAAUCAGUUCUGAGAAAGAUUGAGACCGUUUUGCUCUUUAUUUCCAACUUUUCCCACGUAAUACGCGGGAACGUCCCAUCACAACUCGCAGACGACGACGGUUCUUCUCCAUGGCCACGACCGCUGAAAGCACGUUCGUGAUUGGCUACGGCCGUUGAAAACACGAUCCUGAUUGGCUGACUCUUAAUUGUUACGUCACGUCGACGAGCGUGCAGGCUUUCUGUAUCGAGGUGGUUGUGUUCCUGUCCAGCAAGCUGCCUGCCGUUACAGUGCAUAAACUGGUCAAACAUGCAUACCUUGCCAUUUAUAGUGACAAGCACCGCAUGUUGGAACAUCAAAUAUGCUUCGCAUAGUACUAAUAGCUAAAACAAUAUUUACGUCAGAAAUGCGUGCAAAUUUCUACUAAACAGUGCACGAGAUACACGACUGGAAGUCGCGGAGAAAUCGUGCUCAACCUGAAUUGGUCCAAAACUGAAUCUGAAGGAAUGGGGGUUUAACUCAAAAAAGUCAGCACCUGGAGGAAGUGUCUCCACCAUUGCAAUUUAUUUUGAGCUGUAAAUAGAAUUUAGUUUAAACAAGCUUUUAUAUUUUGUGUGUGCAGUCGUCGUAAUUAUUUUCUACAUCUAGUCUUGAGUUCAGAGAUAUGCAUACUCGGUAUUAAAGCAUUAUAUCAUCACAGCAGCAGUGUUGAUGUUGCUCUUCUGGUGUGGUUCGCAUUCAACUCUGCUGGUUUGCAAUACAUACACACAAAGCGCUAAAUAAAGCCACAACACUGCUAAGUACAAAAUUAGAAGGUAUUCAUGACUGAUCCAGGCGAAGUACCAUCAUGGUUGGAAACUUAAAUAAUUGCAAUACUUCAGGCAGUCUAACGAUUGUGUUUGUGGCAACCCUUGUCAUAUUGAGAUCACUAGCCAUCAGUUCAUACAAGCACACCAUUUUUAGUCACCUGUGCAUGCUAUCACCUUUAUCUUAUCCACAACUUCUGAGUAUCAAGGUGAUCCAAUGGUUCAAAGGCAGCCAUAUAACCACCGUCAUUUGGUAUUUUUAAGACAAAAGCACCAGACAAUGGAGAAGGCAUGGCUACCUUUGUGCUUAGGUAAGUUCUAAAGAGAUAUGCCAAAGUCAGCUUGUUUUAAGAUUAGUAUGGUGCACACCACACACAAAAUUACCUUAUCAUGCUUCAUGAAAUAGCCAUCUUAGCCAUCUUUUCGUUAUGAUGAAAUACGCCACUGGUGAAACUUGCCAAUGUGUGAACCAGCGGCAUAAGCGAUCACCUUUGCCUAAUAUUGUAUUCACAGUCCAUGAAUGACUGCGCAAAAUACUACCCUAGUUCAUUGACAUGAUUUAACAUGUUGUGGCAUGACAUCAAUGUAAAUAUUAAUAUGCUAAAAUUGCUUCGCUAUCUCAAGUGCCAUGCAGAGUGCAGACAUAACACAUAUCGCUACAUCGAGCACCAGUGUUUCAUGGGCGAGAAACUCCAAUGCACCGCUGUGUGCUAGAGUUGUUUUAACACGCGUUCUCCCGAUCACAGAGACUACUUAGUGAUUGUCAGUCCAAAAGUGUACUAUAUUGUCCUCUGUAAAAAAAAAAAAAUAUGUGAGUGACUUUGUUGGUGAGAGUGUUUGUCUUUUGAUACAUAAAAUGUAAUAAAGUUAAGUUAUGGUGAUUUAUUAC
Messenger RNA from Ornithodoros turicata, 5643 nucleotides. RefSeq names its product tyrosine-protein kinase transmembrane receptor Ror-like. The record is from RefSeq and is a predicted model, not a curated record. Gene Ontology annotation, molecular function: transmembrane receptor protein tyrosine kinase activity; ATP binding; Wnt-protein binding. Gene Ontology annotation, cellular component: plasma membrane; signaling receptor complex. Bases 225 to 2918 code for a protein of 897 amino acids. The transcript is spliced from 8 exons. NCBI's taxonomy places the organism in Eukaryota, Metazoa, Arthropoda, Arachnida, Ixodida, Argasidae. Gene Ontology annotation, biological process: cell surface receptor protein tyrosine kinase signaling pathway; positive regulation of kinase activity; protein phosphorylation.